Messenger RNA from Setaria italica (foxtail millet), 1745 nucleotides. Its product is annotated as F-box protein 7. Gene Ontology annotation, biological process: SCF-dependent proteasomal ubiquitin-dependent protein catabolic process. The record is from RefSeq and is a predicted model, not a curated record. Gene Ontology annotation, cellular component: SCF ubiquitin ligase complex. The transcript is spliced from 11 exons. Lineage: Eukaryota; Viridiplantae; Streptophyta; Magnoliopsida; Poales; Poaceae. The coding region runs from base 368 to 1348 and encodes 326 amino acids. Gene Ontology annotation, molecular function: protein binding.
CCAUCUCGUUUCGUUUCCGUUCACCCCCCUCGCCCUGCUCGCUCGCUCCCUAACCACAUCUCGAGCGCGCUCUUGGCGGCCGCCCCCACGCCUCCGUGCUAGUGCCGUGAUCCGACGCGCCGCUCUUGGAGGUGAGGAUCCCUGUCGCUCGCCGGCGCGGUGCGAGGUCGGGUGCCGUAUUAGGAUCGUGCCGCCUCCGCCGAGCCUUGGUUCGCGGGCCCGGAUUUGGCGCGCUUGAUUUGCAGCUGGGGAAGCAUCAAAAGGGGAACGAGAAUUAGCUAGCUCUGCAGAGGACACGGGCUUUCACGCCCCUCGCGCGCAGCGCGUACGCUCUGCUUGAAUAAAUUGGAAGUCCUCCAAACUUCUAAUGGCUUCAGAUAUCUCUGUUGAUAUUCGGCCGGACUUUAACUCAUUUGAUCAUUUUCUAAGCAUGCGAUAUGUUGCAACAGAUAGACCCUGGAUGAAAUUAUAUGGGAUAAGAGUUCAGCCUGUGCUGCCAUUCAGAAGUUUGAGCUGCAAACCUGAUCCGGCACUUAUUCAUCAGUGCCUACCUGAUGAACUACUUCUUGAGAUUUUCACAAGAAUGAACCCAUAUACUUUAGGGAGGGCUGCAUGUGUCUGCCGCAAGUGGAAAUAUACUGCACGUAAUCCUACUUUGUGGCGCGCUGCAUGCUUGAAGACCUGGCAGAGGAGUGGAAUGGAGGCAAACUAUAUGAUGGUUCGGUCAUUGUAUGAUUCUUCUUGGAGGAGAAUGUGGCUGCAGAGACCAAGAAUUCGAAUUGAUGGUCUCUAUGUGAGCAGGAACACCUAUAUUCAUACUGGAGUUACAGAGUGGCAAUUCAAGAAAACUGUCAAUGUGGUUUGCUACUACCGUUACUUGAGAUUUUUCCCUAGCGGGAAGUUCCUCUAUAAGAUUUCCCCAGAUAAAGUUAAAGAUGCUGUCAAGUGCAUGCAUUUCCGGGCAUCAAAGGCUGAUUGUGUGUUUAAAGGCGACUAUGUACUGUCAGAGGAUGGCCAGAUAGAAAUGGCACUCCUGUAUCCAGGGCAUCGGUACACACUUGUUAGGAUGUGCCUUAGGCUUAGAGGCACCAAAAUUGGUGCAAACAACAGGUUGGACGUGCUAAAGAUCCUAACCACUGGAGUGAAUGCAACGGAACUGAAAAACUGGACAGGCAGCAUACUUGAACUUGUUGAGGGCUGGGAGGAGGAUGAGACACAUGACCCUGAUGUCCCUGCCGUUUCCCACAGCAGGGGCUUGUCUCCCUUUGUAUUUGUUCCGUUUGAGGAGGCUGAUACUUCAGUGCUAAACCUCCCAGUGGAGAAGAUGGACUACUAUGUCCCUGGGUGAGCUCCUCAUGACGACGUAUGACGGAGAUGAUUGAUGGCCCUAUUGCAGGUUGGGGUGAUGAUAAUGGAGAUGAUCAGCGAUUUCAUUUCCUCGAGUAACUCUUGCUAUAGCAAUAUGUAAAUAUGCAAAUGUUGUUGUAUUUCCUCUUUUCAGGUUACCUGUACGCAGCUGUAUGAAUAAUUAUACAUUAUGUUUGUUGAUGCUUGGAAACACACUAGGCAGGAAAUAAGUUCUUCGUUUGUUGAUGCUUGAAAACAGGGUGGGAGGAAAUGAAGCUGUGUGUCAAAACGAGUGGAACCACCCUUUUGAAUAUUGUGACUCUGUACUAUAGAAACAAGCAGUCAAUCAUUGUAAACUCAUGAAUCUGAAUAUGCAUUUUCUGAUUGUACAGUUAAAA